Molecule: messenger RNA, 582 nt
Organism: Helianthus annuus (common sunflower)
Lineage: Eukaryota; Viridiplantae; Streptophyta; Magnoliopsida; Asterales; Asteraceae
Product: protein SODIUM POTASSIUM ROOT DEFECTIVE 1
Exons: 2
Coding region: 5-373 (122 amino acids)
Molecular function (GO): metal ion binding
Source: RefSeq, a predicted model, not a curated record
GGAGAUGCAGGUGAUGGUGGCUAAGGAAGUGGAGGCACAGUUUGUGGAGUUGAUGGUCCCUCUUUAUUCUUAUGGCUGUGGAAAGAAAAUCAAGAAAGCCUUGGCCCAUUUCAAAGGUAUUUACUCGGUAAACGUGGAUUAUAAACAGCAAAAGGUGAUGGUAUGGGGAAUCUGCAACAAGAACGAGGUGUUGUCCGCCGUUAGAACCAAGAGAAAAGGAGCUCGUUUCUGGAACCAGCUGGAAGAUGAUCUUCAGGAGGACUCACCCUCUCUUCGUAGAUGUAGAUCGAUCAAGGGAGCACCAUUUGGGCCUUUGUCUCUAAACUGGAAAGCCGCAUGGAAGAAGGUCUUCAACAGAUCCAACUCCUUCUAACAAUGAAUUUGCUAUGUGCACUUUUAACAUUGCUGCAAACCUGCCUUACUUUGACUCCGUUCUUAAUUUUCUUUCCCUGUAAAAUGCUUCAUUUUCUUAUAAAUUGAAGCUUUCGGUCAUAAUUAACUCUCAAUCAAAGAAAUGGAGAUGAUCCCGAAUGCCAAGCUUAUAUACUUGUCAAUUAAUAUUAAUAUUGUGCCUUUUUUGUA